GUAUUCCGGUUCAUGGAUAUACAAGAAAAUCAUGUGUCCCCAAAUUUAAUUGUCAUAAACUCUUGAGUCUAAGAUUUGGUAAGAUGGCAUCUUCAGGAAUUAAAGAAGACAAGUAUCGCUCCUAUUUGCACGGAGAGGGUGAGAAGAACACCAAAUGGAGAUUCGGAGCCCCUCCUAACUAUGACGUUGUCAACAAGCUCUUUGAAGAAGGCAGAACCAAGGAAUGGCCUGCAGGGUCGGUUGAAGAGCAAGUGCAGAAUCUUGUGAAGACAUGGGAAAUGGAGAUGUUCCACAAGACAUGCUUUGAGGACUACAAAACUCUAGAUCCAGACAAAUAUACUUUUAGCUUAAAUGGAAGGAAAGCUUUGACUUUGGAAGAGAAGCGCAAGCUUGGGGGAGGCUACAACUCCUUGCUGCAAACCUCCUUGCCCGAGAAGUUCCGGUGCUACAACCCCGCGGAAGAAACAGCAGAUUCAUCUCACCAGGCUUUUACAACUACUUUUCCGAGAGGGUUUGCUCUAGAAGUUGUCCGUGUGUAUUCUGGUCCGCCGGUGAUCGUCUACAAGUUCAGGCAUUGGGGUUACAUGGAAGGUCCUUUCAAAGGCCACGCGCCGACCGAAGAAAUGGUUCAACUCUUUGGCAUGGCCAUUUUUGAGCUAGAUGAACAAGAAAAAAUUGUGAGGGUGGAGUUCUUUUAUGACCGCGGAGAACUGCUUGGAGGUCUUAUGAAGGGUGUAAAACUGGAUAAUGUGCCGCCAGAAGAGGCAGCUUCAAGUUGUCCCUUUAUGAAUAAUACAGGCUAAAAGGAAAUUUCCAGUUAUAUAUAUAUAUAUAUAUAUAUAUAAGGAAAUAAUGGCUAAAAACAAAGCAUGAAUAAAUUCUCGGUUUGAUUGGUUCCAAGCACUUAUGUUAUUAUAACAUGAGGAAUAAAAUUUUGUCUUGUAUUUCUUCUAGCUGCUAUUUCAUUAGAUGAACCAGACAUUCUACUACUAGAAAACAUCUAUGGCAAUGAAAUGUACCUUAUUUUCAAAAUAGCAAAACCAGAAAAUCUUCAAAAUUA
Messenger RNA from Morus notabilis, 1060 nucleotides. Its product is annotated as pathogen-related protein. Lineage: Eukaryota; Viridiplantae; Streptophyta; Magnoliopsida; Rosales; Moraceae. The transcript is spliced from 4 exons. The coding region runs from base 84 to 803 and encodes 239 amino acids. The record is from RefSeq and is a predicted model, not a curated record.